AUUAGUACAGUGUAGAUAUUUUUCAUCGCGCACACACACUUUUGUUAUGUUAUUUACGGACGACCGAAAAUGACAGGCAAAGCGGCCAGUAACAAAGAGACGAAAGAGAACGCGAGGGACGUGGCCCUGCGACUGGCCACGCAGGAGGAAAAGCGUCGGAAAAGCGACCCGCACGAGAGUCGCGAGAAGUCGCUCAUCGUGCUCGGCAGUCGAGAAGUGGGAAAAACAACGAUGAUUUAUCGCUUCUUGGAGAAAGAGGACACGCCGAAGCCGACCCUAGCCAUGGAUUACGCUUACGGGAGGAAGGCGGGUAAAAAUCUAGUGAAGGACAUCGUCCACGUGUGGGAGAUCGGACACUUGACGCCGUCCCUCGUGUCGGCUGCGAUGAAGGGCUGCUGCCUCAGUCACUCGCCCCAUCACACCACGGUGCUCCUCGUGCUGGACCUCGGCAAGCCCGAGACCCUGUGGAACACCCUGGAGGACUGCCUCGAGGCGCUCCAAAAAGGCAUGGAAAUGAGCUACCCCAGGGAGCUGAUCGAGCAAGUGCUGAACGAAAAAUUGCGCGGUUUGGCGGAGCGCAGCGGCGGCCAACAGCAAUCGCCGCAACAGGCGGUGGACGAGAUGAGCGAGCCGUUCCCGCUGAGGCUGUGCCUCGUCGGCGGCAGGUACGACGAGUUUCGCGGCACCGACGCCGACGAUCGCGAGUUCAUGGGUCGGGCGUUGCGCGCCGCGGCCCACGCGCUCGCCGCCAGUCUGCACUAUCACUCGGCCAAGGACGCCCAGUUGCUGCGGAGGAGCAAGGACAUGCUGUCGAAUUACGGAUUCAAAGGUCAGAGCCCUAAAACGACGGUGAUCGAUCACGAGAAGCCGCUGUCGGUGGCGGCCGGUGCCGACUCGUUCGCCUCGAUCGAGCUGUACGAUCGACCGGCGGCGACUGCGGCCCUGAGCCUCGAGGAGAUCAAGAGGAUCUACGUGACGCGAUUCCCCCAGAGAGCCCGAGACCAGGAGGACCAGCGAACGAGCAGCGACGGUGCCAACUACGAUCGCGACGACGACCUCGAGCAUUUGGCCAACGACGAGAGCUUCGCCGAGCCGAUCAUCGAUAGGCUGGUGCUGCAGAGAGAGGAGGAGAUAAGCGUCUUGAUGCACGACAUGCAGGAGACACCGACGACCAACAUCCCGAUUCCCGAUCCAUACUGAGCAUCGCACCUUGUUCCUAUAUAAAAAUGUACGAGCUGCAGAUGUCGUCAAUAAAAUUUUUACUGUUUCAAUAUGCAUAAGAGAGUCAUUUAAAUGAUAAUGAGUUCUGCGAA
This is a messenger RNA of Trichogramma pretiosum, 1313 nucleotides long. Its product is annotated as cytoplasmic dynein 2 light intermediate chain 1. Gene Ontology annotation, biological process: intraciliary retrograde transport; intraciliary transport involved in cilium assembly. Gene Ontology annotation, cellular component: cytoplasmic dynein complex; ciliary basal body; axoneme. The record is from RefSeq and is a predicted model, not a curated record. The coding region runs from base 70 to 1200 and encodes 376 amino acids. Gene Ontology annotation, molecular function: dynein heavy chain binding. The transcript has 6 exons. NCBI's taxonomy places the organism in Eukaryota, Metazoa, Arthropoda, Insecta, Hymenoptera, Trichogrammatidae.